Caenorhabditis remanei is the source of this 246-nucleotide messenger RNA. RefSeq lists its product as uncharacterized. The record is from RefSeq and is a predicted model, not a curated record. Lineage: Eukaryota; Metazoa; Nematoda; Chromadorea; Rhabditida; Rhabditidae. The transcript is spliced from 2 exons. The coding region runs from base 1 to 246 and encodes 81 amino acids.
AUGUCGCUCUCUACUCUCCAAAAGACUUUCGUCUUCAUUUCACUGUUGCUCUGCAUGUUUAUGGUGUCGGAAGCCGCAUUUCCAGCAGAGAUUUGCAUCAAAAAGUUGGAGAGAAUGUGCAGAAUUAUGAGCGCCGAGCAAUGUGCAAAUGCCAACAAAAUCAGUGAGCUCAGCGCUCUAGCCGACUGCUGCACCGGAACUUGCUCAUUCGAGGAGAUCAAACUCGCCUGUUGCUCUCUUCUGUAA